Molecule: messenger RNA, 8653 nt
Organism: Chlamydomonas reinhardtii
Lineage: Eukaryota; Viridiplantae; Chlorophyta; Chlorophyceae; Chlamydomonadales; Chlamydomonadaceae
Exons: 20
Coding region: 48-6128 (2026 amino acids)
Biological process (GO): protein phosphorylation
Cellular component (GO): cytoplasm
Molecular function (GO): ATP binding; protein serine/threonine kinase activity
Source: RefSeq, a predicted model, not a curated record
CCGCACCAGGGCUUGCAUCUUCGGGCAGCGGCAAGAAACGGGCCCUAAUGCCGGCCCUCGGGUCUGAGAGGAUUGUGGCGAGCUUGGAUGCCAUUGAAGCAGGACUGCCCUGCGGCCAAGCGAGCCUGAUGGUGUUCGGUCCGCAUGCCGCCACCGGUACCUCUGGGGGCAUGAUCGGAGGCGCCGCGGACGUCGGCUCAUUGGGUGCUGCUGGUGGCCCAGACGGCCCACUCAGUGGUGAUUGUGGUGGUGGCGGCGGCUGGGUGUUCUGCAGCACCAGCGGCGCCGCGGCGGCCAUGCACCCGCUCUGCGCCCCGCACCACGCGGGCUGGAUGGCAACGCUUCGUGACAGCCUGCAUUUCUGCAAGCAGGAGGCGAGUGCUAUGGCUGCCGCUGCUGAAACAGCCAUGCCAGGAAACGACACGGCGGCGGCAGCUGCUGGCGCGGCGCCGGCGGCAGUGCGGGAGAGGGCAGUAGUGGUCGCCUACCGGCUCUCCGACAUGCAGCAGCAGCAUAGCAACCUAAUGGUGUUGGCGCCGGCCGCACCAGCCCUCGCGGCGGCGGCGGUAGCAGCGGUCGCCGCACCCAUCGUGACGGUGCGGCCGCUGCCAUUGAGCCUGGCGCCUGCAGAGCUGCUGGCACUGCCCGUGUUCCACAUGAGAGGUGGCCGGGAGCGGCUGACAGCGGUGCUGCUGCUCAGCGGCCUGCAGUGCGGCAGUAGCAGCGGCACGCUCGACGCCGGGGAGGCUGUAGCAGCGGCUGCGGAGCCGCAGCAGCAGCCGGCGGCUGCGGCGGCGGCGGUGGCUCAGCGGCGUGUUGUGUCCGGCCCGCCGCACCAGCAGCAGCUGAAGCUGGGCCUCAAUGAUUACCGGGAGCUGCAACGGCUGUCGCAGUUUGUUGGCUUCGGCUUGUUCGCAGACCCCAGCCACUCAGCCUUCCUGUCCCAGGUGGCGGCGCAGCUGGCGGCAGUGGCCGGCAGCCACGGCCUCCACGACGCCAUCGUGGCUGUGUUGGACACGGUGCCUGAGCUCAUUCGCUCCCGCACCUCGGUCCUCGGUCGGCCGCUGCUGGCCGCCUGCACCGCACCGCUGCCGCCGCCCACGCCCGCUAGCCAGCACCCACCUGGGAUAACAGGCGCAGCAGUCGCAGGCGGCGGCACAGGCGGCGGCACAGGCACGGUGAUGGUGGGCGGGGGCUCAGCUGCCGGGGGCUCAGCAGCAGCAGCUGCAGCAGCUGCGGCAGUAGCGCAGGGCGCCGCCAGCGCACAGCAGCAUAGCGACCUCGUGGCCAUGACGGCGGCUGCCAGUGGUGCUGGUGGCGGCGCGCAAGCUACAGAUGGCGGCCCAACCAGCUUCAGCACAAGCGGGGCGGCGGGGUCAAACCCGGUCGUUGUGUUUGCGCACCGCAGCAGGACGGCUGUCGGUCAGGCGGGGUAUCAGCAGGACGCAAACCAUCCCGGGGCCACCGCCAAUAAUGCGGGCGUCAUUGGUGGCAGCGGCGGAGCCAACACCUCGCUUUUACACAGUGCCUCUGCCUCAAACCUGCCUCCCGUGAAUCAAAGCCUGUUAGGGCGCCUGCCCAACUCUCCACUGGGUGGCGGUGGUGGUGGCGGUGGACUUGACUCGGGAGCUCCAUCGCGCCUUCAACGCGUGCACAGCAUGGGCUGCAUGCGUGGCGUCGUUGGUGAUGGUGACGGCGGCACUGGUGUGAGCGGCGGCGGGGCGGCAAGCAGCAGCCGGACACUGGCGGCAGCGCCGGAGCCGUCUCGGAUCAAGGCGGUUCGGAUGCAGCUUCCGCGCUCUUUGCUGUUGAAGGCCAUCAAGGCGUCGGGCGGUCCCCAACAAGCACAACAAGCAUCGCAACCAAUGCCGGCGGGGACUAAUCUGUCAUCGCUUCGCCGGCAGCCACCAGGUGUGCACAUCACCUCCCUUAGCAGUAUGCUAGGCCAGGUGCAGCAACAUCAACACCAACAGCAGCUGCUGGUGGGACGGCGCCCGACCGGCAUCAGCAGUGUCAGUGUCGGCACGCACAACAGCACAUCGGGCGCUGUAGCUGCGGCGUUUGGCGGCGGAGCCAUGUCAACGGGCUCCGCCUUCGCCUCCGUCAGUGGUGGCGGCCUUCGGCACACGCACCCGCAGCUGUCCGCUCUGUCCCUCGCCACCGGCCGCAGCCCUGCCUCCACACUCACACUAUCGGACGCAAGCGCACACGUGCUAGAAGAUCAUCACGCGCUGCGAGAUGUGCUGCUGGCUGGCAACUUGCUUGGCGGCGUCAGCCCGGGUGCUGUGGUGUUGUGCGUGGAGGGCGCGCCGCUGCCGCGUGGCACUCUGCACAACGCAGCAGCCCUACUGGCCUCUUCGAGCCUGGCAGCCGCCUGCGGCGCCGCUGGCGUGUCCGGCUGCUCCACCGGCACUGCAACCAUCGGCGGCACCAGCGCCGCCGGCAUGCAGUCAUCACACACGGGCACGGUAAGCAGCGCUUGCGGCGGCAACGGGAUGAGUGCGGCUGCCAGCAGCGCGCUCAUGACCGCACACAGCGUGCCCGGGCAGCAGCAUGCCGCUCCCGGCCCCAUGCCCUCGUUCGUCAACUCCCCGCCCGCACCCGGCGUCGCCUCCGCUGCUGGCACCGGCAGCAUGUUCGGACAUCCAUCCUGGUUCCCGCCUUCCGCCACGCCCGGUGACGUCGACGGCGUGGCCGCGCCCGCCGCUGCCGGCAUGGGCCCGGCGCAAUCCUCGGGUGCGGCUGCAGCAGGCAACCUUGGUGACGCCGCCGGCAGCCAGGUACUUUCCAAGCCGGCAGCUGGGGUGGGCUCGGCGGCGGUGGCAUCUGCCGCCGACGCGGCGCCGCACGGCGGCCCCCAGAACAGACCGACCUUACUGUCCGCGCUGGACAGCGUUGCAAUGUCGUACAGUGGUGGUGGCGGCGGCGGCAGCGGUGGUGGCGGCGGAUUGGCGAGCCAAGGCGCCAGCAGCCUGAUGGCAAUGGCGGGCAGCACACGACUGCUGGCGACUGCUGGCAUGCCGAUGGUGACGGCGCCGGCCCCUGGUCGGCUGGCUCUGUACCUGGUGUUUGCGGAGACGCUGCCGGCGGGCGUGUUGCAGAUGGUGGAGGCCGAGCUCAAGCAGCUCAUGCCGAUGGUGUUUGCGUGCUUCCGGGCCGUGCUGUCGGGCGGCAACUUCAGCCCCGUACCUGCCAUGCCGUACGGUACGCCGCUGGUCACCCUCGCCCAACCGCAGUACAGCCGCGUUCCGUCUGACUGGCGCCUGCUGUACGAACAGGUCACAGGCCGUACCGUGCCAUUGCCCAGUCUGGCCAUGACGUUCAGUGGCGCGGGCGCAGGCGCAGGCGGGGGCGGCAUGGGUAGCGCGGCGGGGGUGCUGUCGGGGGCCGCGGCUGGCGGCGGCGCCCUUUUAUCGCGAAUGAUUUCAGGCUUGGAGACCGUGUCCGAGAUUGAUUCGCAGCUGCUGGACCGGAUGCAGCAAAUGCAAACCCAGAUCCCAAACCAGCAGCAGCAGACCGGUUUUGGAAGCAUCAUGAGUCUGUGUGCAGGAAACCAAGGCCAGCUGGCGGCGAUUGCGGCAGCAACUAUGGCUGGCGGCGGCGUGGCUCGCGACGCGCCGGGAGGCGCCGCUGCAGCCGCAGCCGGCCCCGCCGCUCUGUACGCGAUCGACAAUCUGCGAAGCAUCUUGACGCCGCCACCAAGCCCCAUGCGCAGCUUAGGUGGCGGCGCAGGCAUGGCCGCCCGGCGGCCCCAUUUGCUAAGCAGCAGCCCUGCAAUCAGUGGCGCCACCGGCGGUGAACCAGCACCUGCCGGAAGUGCGUCGGCGGGCGGCGCCGCUGGCGGCAUGCUCGGUGGCAGCAACUUGCUAUCAUCGCCGCGUGGCACGGCGGCGGGCGGGGCUGUGCGCCAGGCAUCCGGCGCCAUCAAGUCCCAUGGCGGUCCACAGCCGGGAGGCGAUGUGGGCAGCAGCAGCGGUGGCGGCAGCGGCGGCGGCACUGCCAGCUUGGCCGCGGCACUAAAGCGGCGGCUGACUGAGAGGUCCGGCUCCGACGGUGCCUUCAAGGCCCUUCUGGGCCUGGUGGCGUCAGGGCAAGGGGCCGGUCGCGGCCAGAUUAGCAGCGGCAGUAUGUCUGGAUCGGCGGCCGCCGGUGCAGCGGCCUCCGUCAGUGCCCGACUGCAGCUGCCGGGGGUCACAGGCGGCGGUGCUGGCAGCGUUGCCGGCUUCGUGAGCGGCCUGAACUUGUACGGUGUGGGCGGUGGGGGUGUGUGCGGCGGCGUGGGGCUGUUUGGUGUGGGCCAACUGGACACGGCACCUGUCGACAGCUUGCUGGAGGUGUCCAAGGCUGGCUGUGCCAACGCGGCGAACUGGCUGUACAAUUCCUCGCCUGAGGUACAGCUGGAGGAAGCACUGCAGGCCGCCGCCGCCGCCACCGCCUCUGGCAGCAUGCCACGGGCCUCCGCCGCAAUGCUUGCCGCACAGCAGCAGCAGAACACGGAGCUGCUUGUGAGCACGGUGCGGUCGAGGCUGACGGCGGCACUUGCGGGCUCGGAGGACACCGAGCAGGCCAGGGCGGCGCUCCACCAAGACCUGGAAGCAAUCGAGCUCCUGGACGUGCUGGGUCGUGGUGGCCAAGGCGUGGUGUUCCGCGGGACCAUGCACGGGCUGGAGGCUGCCAUCAAGGUCUUCGCGCAGAACCAGGCCGUGGCGGCCAGCCAGGCCGGACAAGACAAACAGGCGGCCGCCCUGAAAGCCAAGGAGCAAGAGAGACAGAAGGAGCGGGACAUGAACGACCCACUCGCGGACAGCAGCGAGGGAGAGGUGCACACUGCGGGCGCCGAGGCGGCGGAGGGCCUCGUGCGUCAGGCAAAGCGCAGCGCAAUGGAAGUGGCCGUGUCGCAAUCCAUCAGCCACCCAAACAUCGUCCAGGUGUACGCUGCGUUCAGCGGUGUGGUUGUGGUUCGCUGCCACUACCGCGACAGCCCGCUGCCGGUGCUGCGGCUGUGCGCGCCCGAUGACGCCAUGCUGGGAAACAGCGACCCAGGCCCCCUCAAUCAGGUCCUGUGCCUGGAGUAUUGUGACGUCGGCACGCUCCUGGCCGCCUCUCGCUCGGGCGCCUUCCGCCAGCCGUGCGCCACGGGCCCCGCCAACGGUGCCAUCUGGCCGGCGCUGGUGCCGCUGUACACGAGCCUGCUGGAGGUUGCGCUGGCGCUGCGGCACCUGCACUCCCGGCGGCUGGUUCACUGCGACGUCAAGGCCGCCAACGUGCUGCUCAAGAGCUCCACACGCGACCCCCGCGGCUGGACCUGCAAGCUCAGUGACUUCGGCUGUGUACGGCUGAUGAAGGACGCCGGACCGGAUGGGGCGCUCGGCUUCCGUGUGACGCACCCGCUGGGGACCGUGGGGCACAUGGCUCCGGAAUGCUUUGUCAAGGGUGCACUAUUGGGCGCCGCAGUCGAUGUGUACGCUCUGGGCGUUAUGAUGUACGAACUGCUCAUGUGCCGUACACCGUACAGCAACAUGAACCCGCAGGAUGUUCCGCGUCAGGUGCUGCGGUCGGGCGUGCGACCCGUGUUCCACCCGCUCGCCCCCGCGCCCUACGUCAGCCUUGCAGCCCGCUGCUGGUCUGCGAGUCCGCGGAGGAGGCCCACCGCCUCCGAGCUCGUGACGGCCCUGCAGGGGCUGCUGGUGGAAGCCCAGGCGGCAGCUGCGGACGCGGCAGCAGGCAGCGCAGGCGCCGGAGGCGGCCGAGCAGCUGCAGGGACGGCGGCGCGGGCCCAGCAGCCCGCCGCACCCGCCGCCGCACCGCCCGCUGCCCCCGCGCCUGCUGCCAUGCCCGCUGCGCCGCUGCCGGGUCGGGUGGGUGCGCCGGCGCCAGCAGGGCCAGUCGCUGUGGGACCCGCGGCCGGGUCUGCUGCUCCUCAUCAGCCUGUGCAGCAGUCCAGGGCAGCGCCUGCGGCCGUCAAGGCUGCCGCCGGGCCCGCGCUGGCGACGCCGCCGCAUGGAGGCGCGCGUGGCCCAGUGCCUCUGCAGCAGGCUGCACCGCCAGCGGCGGCAACGCCCGAAACCGUUUCUGUGAAACGGCUGGAGCAACAGCAGCAGCUACUGCGUCAAACCAGGCAACCUUAGGGCGUCAUGUCAUCAGGCACAACGAAUGGACGGUGGCAGCGGCAGCAGCAGCAGCAGCAGCAGGAUGACGCAACAGCCGCAGCGUCCAAAAGUUGUAGUACGAUUGGCAGGCGGCAUGUUGGCACGGUAAGGGUAGGGGCGGGAAGCAGUGGAGAUAGUUCAGGGAGGCAGGAGUGGGGGGCAUUGCAGGCAGCCGCAUAGCUAGGCAACCGCCGCCAACAGUGGAGGACUGGACGUAAGUCGCCUCUCGAUAGCAUGCACGGGGUGUGCCGGAUGGAUGGCUCGCUGGCUACCUGUGCAGCCUACACUCUUUUGCACGGACGCGCUGUCUACGAUUGAAAGAGGUUCCCCUCCAAGGGGAAUGGGGCUGAGCCCAUCAGAUGAGACCAUCAGUGGCCGAAGGUGCGGCGAACCUUAGAAAGCUACAGGCAACCUAUCUAGUUGGGCAAUCUUACUGAGUACGGAAUUCUUGUGGGAGGUUGAAGAUUGGGCAGUGACAGAAUAUAUGAGGCACAGGUUCUUAUCACCUUGACAUGGAAGGGGGUGGGGAAGAAGUCAUUUUUUACUCCACAUCAAUAAGGCGGUAGGAAGGCUCCAUUCCGAACCCAACUAAAAUUGUAGACGGGGUCAUCAUCGUAUGUGCAAGAUGGAGUUAAUUAAUCGAGCAGUCGCCACGGUGCGUCACGGUGCCAUUCUUGCUGAUCACUUCAGGGCCAGUCAUCAUCAUACAUCUUGUUGUUUGGCCACGGGUUGGCAUCUGCGUCUUUGUCUAGCUAGGUAAUUUUGAGUAUCUUCGAUGGCGGUCAGUGGGGUCAUUGAAUGUGCAUGCCAGUUGGGUGCUCGGUAAUGCGUGCUAGGUAUGCAGGCAAUGGCACGAGGUGGUUUGGUAGGGUCACGCGGCGGCCUCAGCACCUUCGUAUGGAGCGGUGCAGAACGGAGUGUGUAUGGAAGGAGACGGAAAUGCUCUUGUUCCAAAGAAACCCAUGAGACUUGUUCAAUGCAACGUCCGGCUAGCUUGGCUGUGCAGCAUCAGCUACUGUGGAAUGCGAGGGCGAGGGCAUACUGAUAACUGCUGCCGGUCACCAAGUGUGAGUGUCCUUGACAAGAUAUAUGUGUGUGUGUGUGUGUGUGUGUGUGUGUGUGUGUUUGUUUGUUGGGCCAUGGCAAUGCAUGGCAACGAACACAGGGACUUACGGGACCUCUCCCUCUGAGGUGCGUCCGUGAUUCACUAGGCCUUGCUUGGCGCACUGGCAUGCGUUGUCACAUCUGCAGGCGAUGGUUGCCAUGUUGCUUGUUUAGUACUGCUUGUUGUUUAUUAUUUGGAUACCUGUGCCGCGUGCGGCGGGCGUUUCCCAAUUUUUGGGCUGAGCCCCUGCCCCUGAGCGAAGCGAUCCAGGGGGGGGCGAAGCUCCCAAGGAUUGCCCCUGUCCGUGCCUGCCUGCAGCGGCACAGGGCCUGGCGGCAGCGGCCCUGGGCCCAGCAGUUGCGGCGUGCAUGUGCGUAGCCGAGGGGGCGAGCAAGGCCACGUGGAGGAGGAGAUCGCGGCGUCGGUAGCAGUUUCUAGCAGACUAGCACUACGGUGUCUUCGAGGCUCAAACUUGGUGUGUUGUUGUAUUGUGCGGUUUAUUGGCUCGUGGUACCCCUGCUCGUGGGCAGGUUGGGGCGGAUCGGCGGAAUGCGUGCAUACAUCCAAGUCCUUCAGACUGUGUCUAUUUGCGGAUGCAUUACAAUAAAGACAAGAGAGAUAUUCAAGGCAACUUAGUAUCGUGCCGUGCGUGGGCCCCUUGCUUUCUUAUAAGCCACUAUGGCAUGUGCUGCGAUUUGCUGGAUGGCGGUGGUGCGCAGGUAGUUGUGCGAUGGGACAGGGACAAGGCAGGUUGGUGAAGUCCCGUAGGGUGCAGCUGAUUCCCAGACCCCAGCAGAUGGCAAACAAUUUGCAACCGCAGUGCAUGAGCGCGCCAGAGCGCGCGGCUGGUCGAACGCCGGAGUUACUGUACCGACAAGUUGCUGGCUGGCUGGAAGUUUGCUCGGCUCCGGGCGUCCGGCCAGGCGCAGGUAGGUGUCCGUCGGAUCGCCAGUAAGCGUGUUGGUGACGGUUCUGGCCAUGACUGUAUUAUUGUCCGAUUGUUAUCAUGCGGCGUGGCAUAGACGUGUGCCGGAAAGCUGGAAGAUACGAGCACUGAAUUAGACCAAAUGGGACUAUGGAAGGCUGCACUGGGCUGCACAACCUUGCCAGCGUGUCAGGUUCCUAGCACAAGGAUCUGGUCACCCCAAUUGCCGUACGGCCCUUCAGUGCGGCGGGGGGGGGCGUCUUCGGGGUUGGUAGGGGUGCCCCGACGGCCAAAAGGUUCCCCGUGCUGCCAACCGCGCUCUCAGUCCCUCCAAAUGCAUGAAUGGGAGGACCGUCUGCGCUCGCCUGAGGCUGAAAUGGGCGGUUCUUGUUGGCAGUCCAGCAGUACGUGCGGGUGACGGUCGAGCCAAAGUGCGCUGAAAAGAGCUAGACGUUAUUAAACACAUAAUCUAUA